Aspergillus luchuensis is the source of this 1104-nucleotide messenger RNA. Its product is annotated as glycoside hydrolase family 16 protein. Gene Ontology annotation, molecular function: hydrolase activity, hydrolyzing O-glycosyl compounds; glycosyltransferase activity. Gene Ontology annotation, cellular component: fungal-type cell wall. Gene Ontology annotation, biological process: fungal-type cell wall organization; carbohydrate metabolic process. The record is from RefSeq and is a predicted model, not a curated record. The transcript is spliced from 2 exons. Lineage: Eukaryota; Fungi; Ascomycota; Eurotiomycetes; Eurotiales; Aspergillaceae. Bases 1 to 1104 code for a protein of 367 amino acids.
AUGUUCUAUCUUCGCCAUGCCUGGCUCCUAGGGGUGCUAGCCAGCCUGGUGGCCGCCGAUGAAACCGAUUGCAACCCUAUCAACAGCACAUGCCCCGCCGACGCGGCGCUGUCCACAGAGCACACAUGGUGGUUCAACCAAACGCUAGAUGACAAGCUUUGGGAUAUGCAGACGGGGGAGAUAGAGUACACGUCGGAAGGAGCAGAAUUCAGCAUCAAGACGGAAAACGCCUCCACCUUGUUGGUGUCGAACUUUUACAUCUUUUUCGGUGUAAUGGAGGCUCAUGUCAAGAUGGCCAAGGGUGCAGGUAUCAUCAGCAGCGUGAUCCUGCAGUCUGAUGACUUGGACGAGAUCGAUUGGGAGUGGGUGGGAUACAACACCAGCGAGGUGCAAUCAGACUUCUUCGGAAAGGGAAACACAACGACAAGUGAUCGCGGUGGCUACCAUGCUGUAUCGAACGCGGAUACCGAGUUCCACAACUACACUACUUACUGGGACAAGGAUCGUCUGGAGUGGUGGAUUGAUGGCGAACUGAGGCGCACGGUCAACUACUCCGAACCUCUCACUGUCUAUGGCAAGAACUAUCCCCAAACGCCGUGCAGAGUCAAGGUCAGCAAUUGGCCUGUGGGUAUUGCGUCGCAGUCGAUAGGAAACAUCGAAUGGGGUGGUGGUUUGGUCAAUUGGACCGACGUCCCUUUUACUAUGACGGUACAGAAGAUCCGUGUCCAGGAUUUCUCCUCGGGCAAGGAGUACAAGUACAUCGGCCACAAUGGGUCUUACGAAAGUAUUGAAAUUGUCAGUGGAAACUCCACUGCCGCCAAAGAAAUCUCGAAGAAACCCGCCGAGACGCUUGCCCAUAAAUGGGACAAACUGGGCACAGCAGCCCACAUUGGCGUCUACUGCGGUGCCGCUGCCUUCGCUGCUCUCUGUAUCGCCGGCUUUGUCCUUUACUUCCUGCGCCAGCGCCGCCAAGGUCGUCUCGAGCGCGCUCUUGGUGAAGGUCAGGGUACUGCCGCGGACCCGACCGAGAUGGAAACGUACAAAAAGCAAUGGAGACAGAGCGACUGGACGAAUCGUCGUGGUUACCAAGCAGUGGGACAAUAG